UUGUUAUUCCUUUGCAAGAGAGGACGUUGGUUUUCGGCUGUUUGAAGUUGUUGAACUCUUGCGCAAUUGAGCUCGCUGAACUGCUCUGAAGGCCGUGCUUGUGUGAAGAGACUGUGUUAGUGAAUUGCCCUUUGGCUGUGUCUGUGUGUUGUGUGCUUUCUCUCUCUUUGGGUGUGUGUUUUUCGUUGUUGGUUUGGCUGCUUUGAUACCACUUGUCGUUAGUUGUUGAUUUUGAAGAGACUUGUCAUCUCGGUCACCAGUUGUGCCCUCUGUCACGAUGGUGUCAUCUCAUAUUGCUCAGAGCGUUUCAGACGACUCGUCUGUUACACCUUGUUCCUCGAAUACGACGUCGAGAAGAAGUUCGAGACCAACAUCUCCUUCUGUUGUGCUCAUGAAGGAGCCGAAGGAACCAAGGGAAUCAAGGAAAAGGCACUCGUCCAGGCUGGUGGAUGCUGAACGGAGAAAACAGGAGGCUAAGCUAGAGGAGGAGGAACGGAAACAACAGCAGAAGAAGAGGAAACUGCAGAAAGACAAGGAACUUGUUUUGAAGAAGAAUAAGAACCUCCCUCCUGUAGAUCUCGACACCGCGGACGUUGACAUGCUCUCCACGUUCCCAGCAGGUGUCUCCAAGAAGCCUUCCAAACUGGUCACAAUUGACAAAAGAGGUAAGCUGACCUUCAUCGAGCCUGAAAAUGACGAACCUUUGAUGAGCGUUACAGGACUGCCUUUGGCUGCUCCGCCAAACUCCAAGAUUAAAAAAGAGGCCCUCUGGCCAAGGAAGAAGGCUAAGAAAUCGAAGGCAUCGACGCCGAUCACUGGGGAGGAAGACUCUGAAUCAUCCUCAGUGACUCCGCUAUCACAGGAUGACUACUUGGGAGCCUUGCAAAAUCAGUUGAAGACAAAGAUUAACGAAAGGCUACAGAAACCCAGUCAUAUUCGCUCUUCUUCUAAGCCUGUGGAUAAGAAUGGUGCCGAUAUAUACGGCCGCAAGUUUAGGAGCUUAAGAUCGAAAGAGUCUUCAAAUGACACCAUCGAGAAAACUCCUCAAAGAAAAAGGCACGCACAUUCUCCAAUCACGGGCAAGAAUACCCAACAGAAGAGAAAGAUCAAGAACUCAUCUCCAAAGAAGAGCCGUGAAAAUCCGUUUGGUUAUAAUAACCCUAUGCAACUUGCUGGUUCUAAGAGAGAGAACGCAUUCGACGUUUUAGACCCUACAAAGGACAACGAGGACUUUUGCUCCUCUUGUGGUGAACCUGGGAUAUUUCUCUGUUGUGAGGGCUGUCCUAAAUCUUUCCAUUUUGCAUGUUGUUAUCCUCCGUUUGACGAAUCGAAUCUUCCAGAAGGUGAAUGGUUAUGCACCGAAUGCAAUACGAAGAAGAACCCUCCAAAACCUCAUAAACAGGGGCUGUUUGCGAAAUUGUUGGACCAACUGGAAAGAAGAAAUCCAACACAAUUUAGAUUACCAAGAAGAAUCAGGGAAAGAUUCGAAGGGGUUGUGACGGGUCACUACGGUGAGUACGAAACAACAGAUUACAAACCUUAUAGACCUGCAAAGAUUGGAUCUUUUGAGCAGACGAAUCCUGAAUUACAUUACGAUAAGGACGGUAACGUCUUGGUCUGUGUGAAAUGUGGACUCACGGGUAUUUCUCCAGACAAAACCAUGGGUGACGUUGAUAAACCUAUCAUCAAUUGUGAAUAUUGCCCUUCGACAUGGCAUCUGGAUUGCUUAGAUCCACCUCUAUCCACCGUAAAGCAACUUGGAACGAAAUGGAAAUGCCCCAAUCAUGCUGAUCAUCUAAUGCCAGAGUCUAACAAGAAUCGCCGCUUGAAGAAACCAAAUAUCAUCGACGUUGACCAAGUCCAUGGAUUUAAGAAUGAUGGUAACAUCGAAAUUCUACUCGAGAAAAGUGAUGACGAGGAUGGAAUCUUUCAUCAUAUACCAACUCCACCUUUCUUUGAAAACGAAGACGUCCCCCAUGGAAUAUCAGCCACUCCUAAUAAGACACAGUUGAAGCUUUGGAGGGAUGAAUUUGCUGUACAUAGGGUUCCUGAACGUGGUGUCGUUUUAGAUUUUUUGGGCAAAGUACAAGCCAAUAAAACGCUUGAAAUACAGCAGAUGAUAACUCAUAACCUGAAGAUCAAUAAGGAAAAUAAUGAUCUAUUGAAGAAGUUGGUUACAUCAGAUAAGUACGAAAAGAAAGAAAAGGCCACUAUAAAAUCACUUGUGCAACUAAAAGAGGGAGAAUUGCAAGACCUUGCGAAAAUUGCUACCAAGGAAUUGGCCUCUAAUAGCCUAUCUGAAUUUGAAGUUGAAGAACUUUUAGAGAUCAAGAGGCUUAUAGCAUUAAAGGGUAAAGGGAAGUUAUUGGAGUUUUUAAAGAGUUGAUAUAUUUAUUACUACAAGAAAAAAAACACGAGGGUGAACGAUAAAUAACCAAUAUGCAUUUUACAUCAUCAUU
Williopsis jadinii is the source of this 2459-nucleotide messenger RNA. It is a transcript of the gene RCO1, whose product is annotated as Rco1p. Lineage: Eukaryota; Fungi; Ascomycota; Saccharomycetes; Phaffomycetales; Wickerhamomycetaceae. Bases 278 to 2386 code for a protein of 702 amino acids. Gene Ontology annotation, cellular component: Rpd3S complex. The record is from RefSeq and is a predicted model, not a curated record. Gene Ontology annotation, biological process: regulation of transcription by RNA polymerase II. The transcript has a single exon.